AUGAUAACCUCUCAAAACUACCAAAUUUCCAAAACUACCUUUCAUUUGACAGUUCUUGACUCUCAUUCAUUUUUUCAUCAAGCUCUUCCCAAGUCUCCAAAUAAAUUAGAUCGUGUGAGAUCAGUUCUCUUUGCAUGUGACCUAGAGGAGCCUAGAUGCAAAACAGACUUUGAGAAAUGUUUGAUGGAAUUUACGCAUUUGCGGUCACUGGAAUUAGUGGGUGGUUGUGAAUUGCUUCCAGAAAGGAUUGGUGCCCUGAAACAUUUGACAUAUCUCAAUUUGGUUGAUAAUUCAAAAUUGAAAAGAUUACCAAAAUCUAUUUUCAAAUUACAAAAUUUGCAAGCCCUGUUUCUAGGUAAAGGAUUAGAAGAGCUGCCCAAAGAUGUGAGGUACAUGAUCAGCCUUAGACUUUUAUUUCUAAUUACAAAGCAGAAGCGGUUGCCACAAGGUGGGAUUGGGUGCUUGCAAUGUCUUCGAUUUUUAAUCAUUGCUAGGUGUGAAAAUCUUGAAUAUUUGUGCGAAGAUAUGCAAGGUCUUAAAAGCCUUCGAAGAUUGGUUAUUGUUAAAUGUAAAAGCUUGAUCUCUUUGCCACGAAGCAUGAAAUACCUGACUGCAUUGGAGGUUUUGAUUAUUGUCGGUUGUGAAAAGAUUGAUUUGGGUCUUGCAAUGGAGGAAAAGAAAGAGGAAGAAAUUAAACCGCUUCGCCUUCAGACUGUAAUGUUUGGAUGGUUACCAGCAACAUCAGCAUUGCCAGAACAGAUUCUUCAAAGAUCUACAGACUCCUUGCAUACAUUUAUGAUUGGAUACUGUCCAAACAUUAGAGAAUUGCCAGAGUGUGUCGGCAAUCUAAAAAAACUCCAAGCGCUUACGAUCUUGGGUUGUCCAAGUUUGGGCAAAAGGUGCCAAAGGGGAAUAGGAGAAGAUUGGCCCAAGAUUGCUCAUAUCCCGGAAAUUGAAGUUCGCUAUGAUGAAGAAACAUCUGAUUAG
Dovyalis caffra is the source of this 987-nucleotide messenger RNA. NCBI's taxonomy places the organism in Eukaryota, Viridiplantae, Streptophyta, Magnoliopsida, Malpighiales, Salicaceae. The record is from the annotation of a GenBank genome assembly.